This is a messenger RNA of Diospyros lotus (date-plum), 2766 nucleotides long. RefSeq names its product mannosyl-oligosaccharide 1,2-alpha-mannosidase MNS3. The transcript has 7 exons. NCBI's taxonomy places the organism in Eukaryota, Viridiplantae, Streptophyta, Magnoliopsida, Ericales, Ebenaceae. The record is from RefSeq and is a predicted model, not a curated record. Gene Ontology annotation, cellular component: endoplasmic reticulum; endosome; membrane. The coding region runs from base 499 to 2349 and encodes 616 amino acids. Gene Ontology annotation, molecular function: calcium ion binding; mannosyl-oligosaccharide 1,2-alpha-mannosidase activity. Gene Ontology annotation, biological process: carbohydrate metabolic process; N-glycan processing.
GAUAUUGUUCGUAGACGCGGCUUCCGUCCGAUACGGCGCUGACUGAAAACACAGAGAGCUUCCAUGGCGGCCGCCCUACAAAAACCGAAUCGCAGAACCGAUCCAUUUUCGUUCUCUCUACUCUACUCUCUCUCUCUCUAAUUGUUCGGAACCCAACGAGUCCAGAGAGGCCAAUUGUCGUCGGAUUAGCCGUUCGUACACGCGUAUAUAUAUAUAUUUAUAUACGAGGACUUCGGAACCCUACCUCGUGACUGGAUCGAGCAUGUCGAAAUCGUUGCCGUACUCGAUGAAAGAUGUUCAUUACGACAACGCCAAGUUCCGCCAGAGAUCAUGCCUCAAGUGUGUGAGAGGAAAGGCUUGUGUCAAGAAAGCUCUUUGUAAUCUCCAAGAAAGAUUGUACUCGAGUGGGAUAAGAGUGAGGGACUUCUUGUACUGUUCAAAGUUUGGAUUUCUAGUGGAAUUGCUCUUGGACUGAGGCUGGAUGUAGGGUUGCUUUUCAUGCAAUCCGAACCAGGAUAUAUCGUGCACCUCUUAUUUGUGGUGAUUACUCACACUUUACUCACCACUAAUUUGAAGCGUGAUUGUAUACAAUGUAGUACUGGAAAGUUUUUAGUGUUACUAAUGAUUGGCGGUUUAGCAUAUCUUAUUUUAACUCAUUCGAGUCAGAUAAGUUCUGUGAAUAGUUUGUCAAAAGAUAUUGGGACCAAGAAAAGGGAUACUGUCAAUGUGGAGGGUAGAUUUGAUAGAUUUUGGAGAAAGCCACCAAGGCUUCCUCCUCGCUUAUCACCUGAUGAAAUACGUAGGAACAGUAGUUCUAUUCAUGGGACCAAGAAGCUCAAUGCAGCAUCUGACUGGAUAUCCAGGCAACAAAGUGUUAAGAAUGCAUUUAUCCAUGCAUGGUCUGGCUAUAGAAAUUAUGCAAUGGGUUAUGAUGAACUUAUGCCCCUGAGCCAGAAGGGAAUUGAUGGUUUAGGAGGUCUUGGCGCUACCAUUGUGGAUGCUCUGGAUACAGCGAUGAUAAUGGGACUUGAUGAAGUUGUCUCUGAAGCAGGUUCAUGGAUCGAAAAGCACCUUCCAGAGAGGAUUAAUCAGAAGGACCAAGUUAAUUUAUUUGAAACAACCAUUCGCAUUUUGGGCGGCCUUCUGAGUGCUUAUCAUUUAAGCGGGGGAAAACAAGGGAAAGACCUUAUGCACAAGGGACCCAAACCAAUUGUCUACCUAGAAAAUGCUAGGAACUUGGCUGAUCAUCUGCUCGUUGCUUUUACUUCUAGUCCAACUGCCAUUCCCUUUAGUGAUGUUGUUCUGCACGAUCGAUCUGCUCAUCCUUCUCCCAAUGGAUUGAGCAGCACAUCUGAAGUUUCCACUCUGCAACUGGAAUUCAACUAUCUCAGCUCUCUUACUGGUGAUCCUAAGUACAGAAUGGAGUCUAUGAAGGUUUUGGAGCAUUUUAAAACUCUCCCAAAAGUGGAAGGACUGGUUCCUAUUUACAUAAGCCCUCAUUCUGGUGGAUUUAGUGGGGAAAAUAUUAGAUUGGGAUCUCGUGGUGACAGCUAUUAUGAGUACCUUAUUAAAAUAUGGUUGCAGCAGCUGGAUAGUAAUCUGACAUAUUUACAUGACAUGUAUGAAGAAGCAAUGAAAGGUGUCAGGCACCUCCUUGUUCGGAAAUCUAUCCCAAAUGGCUUGGUCUUUGUGGGGGAGUUGCCUUAUGGAUUUCAUGGAGGAUUUAGUCCCAAAAUGGAUCACCUGGUUUGUUUCCUUCCUGGAACUCUGGCCCUAGGUGCCACCAAAGGCAUUACAAAGGAAAAAGCUAUGAGAGCCAACAAACUCACAUUUGAAGACCUGGAAAAUCUGAAGCUUGCAGAAGAUCUAGCUAAGACAUGCUUUGAGAUGUAUUCAGUAACUUCUACUGGUCUUUCUCCAGAAAUUGCUUACUUCAAUAUUGAGGGUAGUUCUGAAGGAGGUCCUGAUGGUGGCAACAAAAGUUCAAAAUAUGUACAUGACAUAAUUAUCAAAUAUGCUGAUCGUCACAACCUUUUGCGUCCUGAAACUGUGGAGUCCUUAUUCAUCUUGUAUCGCAUUACUGAGGAUCCAAAAUAUCGUGAAUGGGGUUGGCAGAUAUUUAAGGCUUUUGAACAGUAUACAAAGGUUGAUUCCGGAGGUUACUCUUCCCUAGAUGAUGUAACUGUGCUUCCACCUCAUAGAAGAGACAAGAUGGAGACCUUUUUCUUGGGUGAAACAUUGAAGUAUCUGUACUUACUGUUUGGAGACAACACCGUUCUUCCUUUGGAUGAGUUUGUUUUUAACACAGAAGCUCAUCCUUUUCCUAUUAAAAGAACUACGAGGGAGUGAUACCUGACUGCAGUAAGGAUUUGUAUAACAUGUGGUGUGUCACUUCUUUGCGGACACAGUUUGAAAUUGAGAGUGAAAAAGUGUACACCUUUGUUUCUGUUACAUCCAGAAGCAGUGGAAGUCUGGCCAUGAAAUUGACAAGUAUUACAGGCAGCUGAACUUAGUUGUUUUCUUGUGCAAGCAAAUUCAUUGUGGACUGCAUCCCUCUAUCCUGCUGAGAAACCCGAGAGGGAAAAAUAUACUUUGAGGUUCUUUGUCUGUAAGCCAUAAGAUCAUGCCAAUUUUGCAACUUAUUUGUACGACAUUCUUCCCAUUGUGUAAUGGGUUGAAGGCAACUAAAUGCACUUUGACUUUUUUUAGUUGAGUUUUCCUGUAUUAUCAAUUGCUUUUGGGAAAAAAAUUGGAUUGAUUCCUCUA